CUCGCCCCCCCAGACGUAUAUAUUGGGGGGUCCAACUUUUUCUCUGUUACACUGUGUGUGUGGUUGUGGGCCAGGUUGGACAACAUCCAGUGGGCAACAUGUCACAGUAUUCUGGAAAGAUCUGCUUCUACGAGGGAAAAUGCUUCACCGGCAGGAAGCUGGAGGUCAGAGGUGACUGUGACAACUUCCAGGACCGCGGCUUCAUGAACAGGGUGAACUCCAUCCGUGUGGAGAGCGGAGCCUGGAUCUGCUACGACCACCCCGACUUCAAGGGCCAGCAGUACAUCCUGGAGCACGGAGAGUACCCAGAAUUCCAGAGGUGGAACUCCCACAAUGACCACAUGGGAUCCUGCAAGCCCAUCCGCAUGCAUGGAGAGCACUACCGCAUUGAGCUGUUCGAGGGCUGUAACUUCUCUGGACAGUGCGUGGACAUCUGCGACGACUGCCCCUUCCUGCAGAGCCGUGGCUUCUCCAAGAACUGCAUCAACUCCGUCAAGGUCUACGGAGACGGAGCCUGGGUGAUGUACGAGGAGCCCAACUUCCGUGGUCGCAUGUACAUCGUGGAGCGUGGAAACUACUGCAGCCAUAACGAGUGGCAGGCCCAGAACCCCAACAUCCAGUCCAUCCGCAGAGUCGUCAACUACUUCUAAAGCCUGACCUCCGACCUCUAACCCCCGCCCAACGACUCCUGUACCAAAGCUGUAAUCAUGUACAAAUAAUAAAGCCAGACUGACAAAAGAAAACAGGUUUUUUAAUCAAACACUUUCUGUGUGGGUUGUUUUGUGUGACAUUAAAAUCUGAAACCGACGGAACCGACGUCAAAACACUUGAAGCCAAAUUAGUGCAAAAUGUAAAACGAUAAAAUGAUCACUGAGGUAUUUAUGAACCUGACGCACCAGAAGAUGAAAAUACAUCAUUUAGACCAAAACAAUCGCUAAGUUUUUACUGGAUGUUUAAAAUCUGUAGAAAUGAUUUGAACAUCUAAUUAUUCAAAAUGCUCAAAUGAAGAAAGAAAUAAAGGAAAAUAAGAGGAAAAUAAGAGAAAAAUAUGACCUGAUCUGGUUUAAAACGGACUUUUACAGUGGG
Molecule: messenger RNA, 1086 nt
Organism: Sphaeramia orbicularis (orbiculate cardinalfish)
Lineage: Eukaryota; Metazoa; Chordata; Actinopteri; Kurtiformes; Apogonidae
Gene: crygn2
Product: crystallin, gamma N2
Exons: 5
Coding region: 99-650 (183 amino acids)
Biological process (GO): lens development in camera-type eye; visual perception
Molecular function (GO): structural constituent of eye lens
Source: RefSeq, a predicted model, not a curated record